Molecule: messenger RNA, 1830 nt
Organism: Melampsora larici-populina 98AG31
Lineage: Eukaryota; Fungi; Basidiomycota; Pucciniomycetes; Pucciniales; Melampsoraceae
Exons: 12
Coding region: 1-1830 (609 amino acids)
Molecular function (GO): oxidoreductase activity, acting on CH-OH group of donors; flavin adenine dinucleotide binding
Source: RefSeq, a predicted model, not a curated record
AUGUCCAUCUUUGAUAGAGAGGUAGACAUAAUUAUUUGUGGUGGAGGUUCGGCUGGAUCAGUAAUAGCAGGUAGACUAGCAAGAGCAGACCCUUCACUUGAGAUUCUGGUUAUUGAAGCUGGAAUGAAUAAUCUCGAUCAUCCAAAAGUCAUCAAACCAGCCAUGUAUCUUUCUCAUAUCGCUCCUAACAGUGAUACUGCUUUCUUUCAUCUUGGAAGGAAGAGUGAGCAUUUGAACGGUCGUGCGCCUAUUGUUCCAACUGGGAAGAUACUGGGUGGGGGAAGUAGUAUCAAUUUUAUGAUGUACACCAGAGCAAGCGGUUCAGAUUAUGAUGAUUGGAAACAGCCUGGAUGGUCAGCCGAAGACUUGGUACCAUUGAUGAAAAAGACCGAAACCUUUCAUACGGAAAUCGGUGACCCUGGACUUGUUCAUGGGUUUGAAGGUCCAUUACACAUUUCUAGGAAACAAACUGGAAAAUUAGGAGAAGAGUUUUUCAAAGUAUUGCAUGAAUACGGUGGGAUCCCACAACAUUUGGAUUUACAGGACUUCAAAUCAGGUCACGGCGUACAACGAUGGGACAAGUGGAUAAACCCUAUCACAGGCCGCAGAUCCGACGCCGCUCAUGGAUUCAUACAUCCUGCGAUGCGAGAAAAUUCCAACUUGCAGCUUUUGGUACAUACCAGAGUCAAGAAGGUGUUAUUCGAGGACAAUGUGGCCGAAGGUGUUGAAUGUUUGACUGAGAUACCUGGAGAUCCAACAGGUCCUUAUUCUCAAUCAAUCAAAGCUAGAAAGAUGGUCGUAAUAUCUGCAGGAGCUAUUUCAUCUCCACAAAUUUUACAAAGAUCUGGAAUUGGAUCAAAAGGUUUUCUUGAGAAGCUUGGAGUUCAAAAAGUGAUAUCUGAUCUUCCAGGUGUUGGUCAAAAUUAUCAAGAUCAUCAGUUACUACUCAUUCCUUAUAAAGCAUCGGAUGAUACGGAGAGCCUAGAUGAAUUACUCAGGGCUGAACCUUCAACAUUAGUUCGCUGGGAAGAUGAUUUCACGAGAGGCGAGGGGGGUAUGACUUCGAACUGGGUUGAUGUUAGCGCAAAAGUACGGCCAAAUGUGGAAGAGCUGAAAGGUCUUGGGCCCGACUUUCAACAAGCUUGGAAAGACAUGUUUGCCGAUGCUCCAGACAAACCUGUUGCAGUGACAGGAAUAGUUGGUUGCUACACCGGAGAUCCGCUAGAAGUACCCAAAGGCAAAUACUUCACCGUUUUUUCUUAUUCAGCAUACCCACUCAGUAUGGGAUACGUAAACAUCACCUCACUUGAAGACCUUGAUUCACCACCAGAUUUUGAUCCAAAGUUUUUAUCAUCGCCUGCUGAUCUCUCUCCACAUGUAUGGAUGUACAAGAGGGGACGAGAAUGGUGCCGUAGAUUACCUUCUUUUCGAGGAGAAGUAGAAGUGGGACAUCCCAAAUUUGCUACCAAUUCAGCUGCAUAUUGUAAUAUAGGCUCGGACCAAAACAAAAACUAUGAUGAAAAUUCAUCAAAAAGUGAAGAAAUCCAAGAUAUCAUUUAUUCUGAGGAAGAUGACAAAGUGAUCGAAGAUCACAUUCGAAAUACCCUUCAAACAACAUGGCACUCCCUAGGUACUUUGGCAAUGAAACCAAGGGAAAAAGGAGGUGUAGUUGAUUCUUGCUUAAACGUUUACGGAACUCGUCACUUGAAGGUCGCCGAUUUGAGUAUAUGUCCGGGUAAUGUAGGAGCAAACACCAAUAGUACAGCACUCAUGAUUGGGGAGAAAGCUGCUGUUUUGAUAUUGGAAGACCUGGGUCUUGUAGCUUUAUGA